UCCAGAGUUUUCCACAAACGGGGUUAAAUAUAGUAGAAUUAUAACAAAAUUUCAAGCGGACGAAAUAGCGGUCUAGUAAUUAUAUUAAUAAACAUAUAUGGUAGAUACCGACGUGAUACGUUCAUAAUUUUGAUAAAUAUGAGACAGGUCGCAAAGUAGUCAGUCGAGCCGACCCGAACUCACGCCGCGCGCGCCUCAAGAUGUUCGCGGAAAUCGUGGCCGCUGUGCUUUUCCCGCUUGUUCUGUUUUAUGUGUAUAAGAGCGCGUUUAAGAAGCCUGAUAAUUUUCCACCUGGCCCGCCAAGCCUCCCAGUGUAUGGAGCGUACUUCCUACUCUACGCCAUAUCUCCCAACAACUUAGCCGAAGCCUUCAUCAAACUUGGUCAACGGUACAAGACGCGGCUGGUCGGCUGUUUCCUGGGACCUUUCCCGGCCGUGGUCGCCAACCACCCAGCCUUGGUUAAAGAAGUCCUGAACAGAGAGGAGUUUGAUGGGCGUCUGGACAUUAUUCUUGGGAGGCUACGGGCUUUCUGGAAACAACUCGGCAUAUUCUUCACUGACGGUUACUUCUGGCACACGCAGCGGAGGUUCUCCCUGCGCUACAUGCGCGAUUUUGGGUUCGGGCGGCGCAGCUCCAAGCUCGAAGAUACCAUCUCCCAUGAGAUCAAGGAGAUGAUCGACAUGAGAAUCAACGGCCCCAGGAACGACGAUGAAAAGGGACUAGUGAACGGCGAACUGGUUUACCUGCCGCACUAUCUCUCCGUACCUUUUAUCAACGGUAUGCUGCACGUGUUCAGCGGAAUGACCCUGCCCCGUGAAGAUUACCCCGCGCUCUGGGACCUGGCCAGAAACACCCUCAGGUUCCAGCGCGGCAGCAACGAUCUAGGCGGAGCUCUCUCCUUAACUCCGUGGCUCAAGGAACUAUUUCCCAAAUGGAGCGGCUAUCAAGACUUGUAUCAGGGGAACAAGUUUAUAACGGACUUUUUCAGGAAACUAAUAGAACACGCGAUGGCGACGCAUGAUGAGAGCCACGACCGACACUUCUUAGACAUGUACAUCAGAAAAAUGAAGGAGGAGAUUCAAGACACCGGACGCACUACGUUCUCAGCGGAUCAAUUGAUCCUGAUCUGCACGGACUACAUGUUCCCGAGCGCGACGGCCGGCGAGUCCGUUAUCCAGCUCCUGGUGGAACAAAUGUUCCUGCAUCCUGAGAUCCAGGACAAGAUCCACGAGGAGAUCGAUCGAGUCGUUGGCCGCGACCGCAUGCCCAAUCUGGACGACAGGAAAAACAUGCCGUACACAGAAGCGUGUCUGCGCGAAAUGAUGCGGUUUGAGACAACAGUACCACUCGCAGUACCACACCGAUGCGUCGUCGACACCACCCUGGACGGCUACCAUAUUGCGGAGAACACCAUAGUGGGAGUGAAUCUGACGAGUCUACAUACGGACAAGAGCAUAUGGGGCGACCCCGAAGUUUUUCGACCGGAGCGGUUUAUCAAAAAUGGCCGCCUCGAUGUCGCUAGCGACAAGUCGUUGCCUUUUGGAGCGGGUCGACGACUGUGCGCCGGAGAGACGUACGCGCGGCAGUGCACCUUCCAAGUGUUCGCGAACUUCAUGCAGGCGUUCCACGUAUCCACGGCCGACGGCCGCCCGCUGACGAAGCCCGCCCGACGGAUUCAGGGCAUCAUCACCACCAUACCGGAGGGCUGGGUGCGCGUCACGCCGAGAAUAUAACGUUUAUUAGGUUAUGUUAGGUUAAGAGUUUUUUGAUAACUUGAAAUGUUGAAGGCUCAUUCAGUGCAUGUUCCAAGUGUUUCUCAUUCAGAUUUUAAAAUAGAUAAAAGGUUAUUUUUUUAGUAUGAGGGGAGGAUUAAGUAAAACUAGUUUAUAUACCUACGUAGGUACUUAAUUAACAUAAUUCAAACCAGCUUCAUGCAGCCAAGUUGCCAACCAGUCCGUAGCUGACCAUAACAACUUUUUACCAAUCGCCUCAGAAACAGAGAUUAAUUAAUGUUGGUCUGAAUAAAUGUCUCCUGAGGGCAACCGCGAAAAAGGAAAAUCGUAAAUCGUUUUUUUUUAGUUAUCUGCCUAAUCUAUCGCUCUUGCAUAUUCGAGCUAUAGAGAGUAGAGACGCAGAUAAAGAAAACGGUUGGCCCUCAGGUUAUUACCAACACUAUACCAAGUUUUUCUAUUAGUGCGCUUCACGAAGGACGUAGCGUUUAAACGUAACUAUGCUCAUGAUAUUGUUAGUAAAUAGGUACCUAACAAAUAGUUACGUGUUUUGUAAUUCUUUCGCUCAGUUAGUAGUAAAUAAGUACGUAAUUAAUAAUUACGUAUUUUGCAUUUCUAUUGCUCAAUUAGCAGUUAUUCAGUAAAUUAUCUUACAGUAAAUAAACCGUGUUAAUUAUUGAGUUUUACCUACCUUUGACAUGUUGCGAAUGAGCAACCUUGUAGGGCACUUAGCAAUAGCUUAAUUAAGAGUUUAUUGCGGCACUAGAAGCGAUUAUGCACAUGCUAACUAGUUGCAGUAGCAAGUGAUUCUAAACGGUUCGACACCUCAUGGUUCACCAAGAAAAAAAGAUAUAUAUAAUCUACUACGCACAUAAUUUAUUUUAUCUACACACAUAUCAUAAACUCUCUAUGAUGCCUGUAAAAUCCGUAAAUAAUGGCCAACAUUACGAUAAACUGUUUUGUUACAACAAAUUUCUUAUCUGUGAAAAUGUUGUUAUUACUUCAUAACUACAUAAGAAUCGAUUUGGUUAUGACACUUAUGACAUUCAAAUUUGGAUAAUCUCUCUGGAUUCUAAUAUCAGUGGAGAUGCCUUUUUGUUCGAAAUGAAAUGUCAAUUGCAAACAAUUUUGACAAAUCUCGCAUGUUGGUUUAUAUCGAAUGAUAGGGCAAUAGGCCCCCGACUCUAGUUUGUCUCUGGAUUUAAAAAAAUUACGGAUGCGUGACAUGCGUGAAAAAAGUUUUCAUUUACCGCCAUUAGACGUACAGUUUAUUUUUUAAUUAGUUUAUAGUAUAAAAUGAAUUUGUUUUGUUGUUUUUAACGUAACUAUAGCAAAAGUUUCGUCUAAAAUGAGCGAUAAAAAUAUUUCGGACACGCUGCCACAUAUCCGCGAGUUCCGUCAAGAGAGCAACGAUGCCCCAACGUUGGCUGUAAUUUGGGUUAGUGAAUGUAUCAUAGAAAGUUUAUAAUAUGUGUGUAGAUAAAAUAGUACGUGUAAAAUACUGUACAUAAUUAGGCAUUAAAACACUCGUGUGAUCCUUGUAAGAAACUCACUUCGUUCCUUUCUUAAACCCACACUCGUGUAUUUUAAUGCCUUUUAUUGUGUAGCAGACACAUAAACUACAAGGGGGCAAAGUUGUUGUUUAAUCGCUCAUGCUGAUAUUGAUACCCAAGCAAGCGAAAGAUUCCAAAAUAGAACUACAAGCGUAGCGAGUGGUUCGAGAAGUGGAAUCUUGAGCGAUGUGAGGGUUUCAACUUUUCAAGGCACGAGGGUUAAACAAAAUUUUGCCUCCGAGUGAAACACAAAAAUUUUCACCACACCAACGCGAGGAAAAUACUAACUAUGAAAUACCAAUAAAUGCCUUUUAUUAUGUAGCAGUCGCAUAAACUACUAUAAUUUUUGUAGUACUAAAUGAAAACUAGGCGAUUGAACUGCGUCCUAAACCAGAAAAAUGUAUGUGUAUGUGUGUAUUUUAAGUUUUCCCCGAUGUUUGACAUCGUAUCAUGUUAUUCCUCUCUAACACAUGAGUCGCAUGAUACGUUCUCUUUGUUCCUCAUUAGACUGUGCCUUAAUGACUACUCUGAGCAGGCGUGAGCCAAGUGCUCUCAGAAAAAUGGGUGACAUAGAAAAUAUCAUGUAUUAUGUAGGUUUGCUAAAGUUAAGGACACUGGAGCCUAAUUUCUGAUCGUUACCAGCCCAAAACUAGUCCCGACGCAACUUGAAUCGAUACCACAUAAUAACUCUCGAAAUUGGUUCCAUUUACCGAAUAAAGAUUUUUCGAAACUCA
Messenger RNA from Cydia pomonella (codling moth), 4017 nucleotides. It is a transcript of the gene Cyp304a1, whose product is annotated as probable cytochrome P450 304a1. NCBI's taxonomy places the organism in Eukaryota, Metazoa, Arthropoda, Insecta, Lepidoptera, Tortricidae. Bases 201 to 1733 code for a protein of 510 amino acids. Gene Ontology annotation, molecular function: iron ion binding; heme binding; monooxygenase activity. The record is from RefSeq and is a predicted model, not a curated record. The transcript has 10 exons.